Molecule: messenger RNA, 1137 nt
Organism: Peromyscus eremicus (cactus mouse)
Lineage: Eukaryota; Metazoa; Chordata; Mammalia; Rodentia; Cricetidae
Product: mas-related G-protein coupled receptor member B4-like
Biological process (GO): G protein-coupled receptor signaling pathway
Cellular component (GO): membrane
Molecular function (GO): G protein-coupled receptor activity
Source: RefSeq, a predicted model, not a curated record
AUGGCUUGUGCCAGGAUCUCCCAUAUUCCUACACCUGAGAAGGAACUACAGCCCUGGAAUGGAAAGACACCAGGUGGUCUUGACAGAAAGUUUCAUGUGUUCAUAUCUCAAUUUCUUUGCAGAAAUACCAGUGGAAAUUUCUCAAGCGUGGGUCCAUCCAUCCCAGCCUGGAUCACUGACAACAACACAACAAUGAAUAGAAGUUACUACACUGGAAACUUACACUGUGACACCAUGUACAAAAUCUUCAAUAUUCUUGCUGUCAUCAUUUGCGUGGUUGGGCUGGCAGGAAAUGCCAUAGUGCUGUGGCUUCUGGGCUUCCAUGUGCACAGGAAUGCCUUCUCUGUCUAUGUCCUCAACCUGGCUGGGGCUGACUUUCUCUACCUUUGCUUUCAGACUGUGUUUUUCCUGAGACAAAUCCUUUCACUGUUUGAUGUCAGCUACUUCCAUAUUCCAUACUUCACCCAUAUAUUAAUCUUUGCUUACCUUGCAGGUUUAUGUAUGAUUACAGUCAUCAGUGUUGAGCGAUGUCUGUCUGUUUUGUGGCCCAUUUGGUAUCACUGCAAACGACCAAGAUACAUGUCAUCUGUCGUGUGUGCCCUGCUCUGGGCCUUCACUCUAUUGUUAAGCCUGCUGUGGUUUGUUUGCAGUUUACUGCUUAGUGAUUACAAUUAUUAUUUCUGUUGGACUGUUGCUUUGUCCACUUUUGUAUUUAUAACAGUGCUAUCUGUGUUUCCUUGUGUAUUCAACCUGGCCCUGUUGGUCAGGAUCUUCUGCGGCUCACAGAGGAUUCCUGUGACCAGGUUGUAUGUGACCAUUGCACUCACAGUGCUGGUCUUCUUACUCUUUGGUCUGCCCUUUGGUAUGUACUGGAUAAUUUUCCUAUCAAGCGGGAAGUGGCCUAGUGUUUUCUCUUGCAAUAGUUAUAUACUUACAUCUUUCCUGUCCUGUGUUAACAGCUGUGCCAACCCCAUCAUUUACUUCCUUGUUGGCUCCAUUAGGCACUGCAGGUUCCAGAGGCAGUCUCUGAAGAUUCUUCUGCAGAGAGCCAUGCAGGACACUCCUGAGAAAGAAGAUGGAGAGAAGGGUUCUUCAGGAAACACUGGACAGCAGGAAACAGCCUUGUGUAGUAGUUGA